Aedes albopictus (Asian tiger mosquito) is the source of this 588-nucleotide messenger RNA. RefSeq names its product larval cuticle protein A2B-like. The record is from RefSeq and is a predicted model, not a curated record. Lineage: Eukaryota; Metazoa; Arthropoda; Insecta; Diptera; Culicidae. The transcript is spliced from 2 exons. Gene Ontology annotation, cellular component: extracellular matrix. Bases 1 to 504 code for a protein of 167 amino acids.
AUGGCUUUCAAAUUCUUCGCUCUGUUUGCCUUGGUGGCUGCUGCCAGCGCUGCUGUUCUGCCAAUUGCCGUCAAACACGUUGAAUACCAUGAUGCUCCAGCUGAGUACCAGUUUGCGUACUCUGUCCAUGAUGAACACACCGGAGACAUCAAGAGCCAACAGGAGGAACGCCACGGAGACAACGUAAAGGGACAGUACACCCUGAUUGAUGCCGAUGGAUACCGCCGAAUUGUUGACUACACCGCCGAUGAACACAAUGGAUUCAACGCCGUUGUGCACCGUGAACCUCUGGGCCACAAGGUAGUCAAGGCCGUUGUCCCAGUCGCCAAGGUUGUUGCUCCAGUUGCCCACCACUAUGUUGCUCCAGUCGCUAAGAUUGCCUAUCCAGUGCACAAGGUCGCCGUUCCUGUCGCUAAGGUUGCUGUCCCAGUGCACAAGGUUGCCUACACCAACAACCUGGCUACCGUUAGCUUCUCUGCUCCUAGUCUGAGCUAUCACUAUUAAGAAUUUGUUGACUUCUUUGGAUUAUAAUGUGUAAAGUUGUUGAAUAAUUAGCUUAAUUGAAUGUUGUAUGUAUGAACGUUUUGU